This is a messenger RNA of Strongylus vulgaris, 920 nucleotides long. Lineage: Eukaryota; Metazoa; Nematoda; Chromadorea; Rhabditida; Strongylidae. The record is from the annotation of a GenBank genome assembly.
GUUCCUCACAUGCAGGCCAUGCUGCACAUUCUUUCAUGGGGCCACCUCCUCAAAUGGUGCCACCUCCAGGCUUCGGCAUGCGACUACCAAUGCCUCCGGGACUUCCAUCUGGAAUGCCGUCGGGAAUGCCUGGACAAAUGUUUGGUAUGCCACAAGGAGGCCCAAGCGGAAUGGUAAUGCCUCCGCCAGUGCAUCCACCCGGAAGUAUGCCAAAUCCAUCUUCGAUGCCAUCACAACCACCGAUGCAGCCGCCUACAUCAAUGCCACCACCAGUACCUGGUGUUUCUGGAUUACCUAGAGCAGGAGGUCCUGCCUUACCAUCAGGAGGAGGUGGACCGCCCGGUGUUCCUCCGCCUAACUUUGGUUCACCUCCAAUGAGGGGAGGAUUUGGAGGACCCGGACUUGGCGGAUUCAGGGGAGGUCGUGGAGGUGGGUUUGGAGGAAGAGGAGGUGGAGGAUUUCACGGAGAUCGGCCGUUUAACAGAGAUGCGCUAAACCCAAAUGUACCACCGACAAGAGGAAUUAACGAUGAAAGGCAUGACAUAGAGAGGGAUGGAAGGAGGCCAUGGGUUGACAGAAGCCGUGGAGGUUACAGAGACGAUUCCCGCGGGCAGUGGAAUAACGACGGAAGAGGUGGAAGAGAAAGAGAUUUUGAUAGAGAUAGACGACGUGAAGAUAAUCGAGGUGAGAAGAGAAGGAGUCGAUGGGGAGACACGGAUGAUCAUGGAGCCGGUCGUUGGGAAGGGAGAGACAGGCGUAGAAGCGAAAGAGACGAUAGGGAUCGAGAUCGCCGUGAUAGGGACCGGGAUCGCGACAGGGACAGGGAUAGAGAUAGGGACAGUGAUCGAAGAAGGGAUCGAGACAGAUCAGACAGAAGCGACAGAGGUCGACGAGAGAGAGAUGAACGCGAUCGGCAUAAG